Messenger RNA from Bolinopsis microptera, 1172 nucleotides. RefSeq names its product probable 18S rRNA (guanine-N(7))-methyltransferase. Gene Ontology annotation, molecular function: rRNA (guanine) methyltransferase activity. The transcript has 7 exons. The record is from RefSeq and is a predicted model, not a curated record. Gene Ontology annotation, cellular component: nucleolus. Gene Ontology annotation, biological process: rRNA (guanine-N7)-methylation. The coding region runs from base 149 to 979 and encodes 276 amino acids. NCBI's taxonomy places the organism in Eukaryota, Metazoa, Ctenophora, Tentaculata, Lobata, Bolinopsidae.
ACCCACGCCGCGCAAAGGAACAAAAGUUGUUAUCAGUUAUGGAUUAAAGAAUCGAGCGCUCUUCUUGAAAUUCCACCACUGCCUGCGUGCUUUAACUUAUUUCUCCCAUCUGAUCACCCGAUACGCUGUAGAGACUGCAAUCGCUAGUAUGUCUCGUCCAGAGCACACUGGUCCACCAGAAUUAUUUUACAAUGAGUCGGAAGCAACAAAGUAUACGAAUAACACCAGGAUCAUCGAAAUUCAAAUGACGAUGAGCGCACGUGCCAUUGAAUUGCUUAACUUGCCAGAGGAUCAACCCUCGUUUAUACUUGAUGUUGGUUGUGGAUCAGGGCUCAGCGGGGAAGGUAUAACAGAAGCUGGACACUAUUGGGUUGGGAUGGACAUCAGUCCCAGUAUGCUCGAAAUUGCUGUUGAACGAGAAACUGAUGGUGAUGUUGUAUUAGCAGAUAUCGGGGAGGGAGUUCCGUUUAGGGCUGGUGCUUUUGAUGGAGUUAUCAGUAUAUCAGUGUUGCAGUGGCUGUGUAACGCAGACAAAGUUUCGCACAACCCUUUUAAAAGAUUAAAACGGUUCUUCACAAUGUUAUAUUCAUCAAUGAGGAGUGGUGGAAGAGCAGUGUUUCAAGUUUACCCCGAGUCACCCAAACAGAUGGAGCUCAUCACAGAACAAGCCACAAGAUGUGGGUUUACAGGAGGGGUGGUGGUCGAUUUCCCAAACAGUACCAAAGCUAAGAAGAUAUUCCUCUGUCUGUUUGCUGGUACUCCUGUAGCAAACUACAAGUUACCACAGGGACUAGGAGCUGAGGGUUCUAAUACCAUACAGUAUGGCAACGACAGAUUUACGGGAAAAAAACGUAAAAGAAAUGGUGAUGUCACCAGAAAGGAGUGGAUUCAAAAUAAGAAGCAAAAAAUGCGAGCCAAGGGCAAGGAUGUCACAGCAGAUUCUAAGUACACUGCUCGAAAGAGGAAACCCAAGUUUUAACUUGUAUUGAUAGAUUUAAAGAUGUAAUUUAAGUUAAGUUUUUAUUUAAUUUAUUAUGCAAUUUUGAUAGUUCCAUGACGACCUAAUACCCGGGCAAAAAUAAAGAAACUGGUUGAGCUACGAUAACUGGAACGUCAUCAUUGGAUUUGCUUAUAAAUCUGAUGUUUUAUAUUUGGUCUUACAUGUAUCCCAA